This is a messenger RNA of Sitophilus oryzae (rice weevil), 3778 nucleotides long. RefSeq names its product codanin-1 (gene dlt). The transcript has 13 exons. The record is from RefSeq and is a predicted model, not a curated record. Gene Ontology annotation, cellular component: nucleus. Lineage: Eukaryota; Metazoa; Arthropoda; Insecta; Coleoptera; Curculionidae. Gene Ontology annotation, biological process: chromatin organization. Bases 71 to 3748 code for a protein of 1225 amino acids.
GGUUUAUCUAGUUAAAGUAGUUCAAUUGUACCAUAAAAAAUUUUGUAAAGAAAAAUAUAAUUUAAAAAUUAUGGCAGAUAUUUUAUUAAAUAAGAUAAUAAACGAAGAACUUAAUAUAAAUCUCUUCAUUAAAUGGCUUGAGUGUGAAGUACCAGAGAAUGAUCUUUAUAAUGAAAUUUUGAUUGAAAAAGUAGCUAAGAUAGAUUUUAUUACUUACUUUAUUAAUUUUAUCCAUGAUCAAUCUUGUACAAGUAAAUGCAAUGACCUGCUUCAAAGGAAUAACACACCAAAGCGAAUACAAAAGACUCAAUCUCGACCUUUGCAAACAUCUAAGAGCAAAAAUAUACAACAUAAUUUAUUUCCUCCUAAUGAAAAACCUGUCUCAAAUUUUAAUAAUCAUAGUACGCCAGAAUCAUCUAAAAAACCAGACAAUACUGUAAAAAGAACCGAGUGUUAUUUAAGCCCGAUAUCUCCACUAUAUCAAGAUAACAGUAGUUUUUUGAAAAACAAUAUCACUUUAAAUGGAAGUCAGAAAUCUGCUGAUAAGUACUCAUUGUGUUUGGGAGAUUUUAUAACACAUAAUCCUAAAAAAAUAAAAAAGAAAAAGUUACCACAAGUUUCAGGCGAAGAGAAAAAAGAGGCACCGAGAAGAAUUAAACCUACAACUAUUAAUAUUAAAGAACAGGACCAUGGGUUUAAAAAUGUUGGGAACAGUUUUAAUUUUGAAAAAAACAAUACUGAAGUGGCAGCUUGCACUAUUGAAGAGCAAAGAAAUAUGUUAAUUGCAGAAAAAGAUAAAGUACUAUCUAAUAAAAGUGUUACAGAUCAAGCUUACCCAAUUGUACUAAGACGGCUUAGUGGUACUUAUACAGUAAUUCAGCCAACACUUGCCAAAGUUACAUUGAAUAAGGAAAUUGAUUAUAUCAUUAAGAUUUAUCAGUUUAUUCUCAACAACCAGUUAAUAUUAAAUAUGACCAGUGAAAUAUAUUUUCUCAUAUCCUUAUUAUUAAUCGAUAAAGUUGAUUCAAAAGAAAACUCAACAUUGCCUUUAGAUGAUAGCAAUUUAGGAAUUGAUUUUUUAGAUCAGCCAAAUAAAGAACAUAGUAAAAUUUUAAAUAUAAAGUUGUACAAUACUCAACUCUUUGAGUCAAUACAUAAUAUUGUAUAUUUUGCUACAAAGUGUUUAGAAUUGCAGGUGGCAGUAAUUAAAUUUUAUGACAAAAGCACUUUAGAACUAUUAGCUAAUAACAGAAGAAUCCAAGAAUUUUCACCAUCUUUCUCUAAAAAAUUAUUGGCAUCGGUUAGUCAUAAAACAGAAAAACCCUAUAAUGAAAUUAUUACACUUCCAUCUCAGAGUAAUGUUUGUUUUAACAUUGAUACUGACAACAGGGAUAAUUUCUCUGAUGAUAAAGGUUUUCAUGCUUUUCGUAAACAAAGAGACUUAUUUUAUGAAAUCCUUCGGAUUUGGGAAAAUAAUCAUCUGUUGCCUGAUUGGAGUUACGGCAUGGGGCUCAGUGGAAGAAUUAGGACAUUAUUCAGUCUAAGUACUGAUCCUGUUAGUUAUAUUCAUUUAGCAAGGCUGUUUAAAAAUCAGUUACUUAUUAGUUGUUCUAAAGGGCCUAAAGAGAAAGGUGUAUCUGAAAGAGGUCUUAGUUUUUUCCCUUCACUUUCAAUCAACCCUAAUAAACUAAAUCAAUUGACAAAUAGACUAAUAAUGAAAGAAUCAACAAAUGGGAUAAAUUCCCUGCCUAGUUUCACAGGGUAUCAAGAAUUUUAUAAAGAUUUUAUUGUUGUGUCUGCUAGUCAUUGUUUUAAUAAACAUUUGUCUGAUAUUCUUGCAUCGGACAUUAUAGAACUGAAUGAAACAAAGUUCUGGGUAGCAGAUUUAAACAAAAUUAAAGAUGUUGAUUCAAAAACUAGAAAACAAUAUAUUAGCUGUAUUAAAAACUUGAGAUUGUUGGCUAAGUUUCUUGGUUUCAUUGAAUCUUUGCCAUAUAAGUCAGACAGCAUGUUGCUGUCAAAGAAUGCAUUUGAAGUACAGUUAAAAAUCAGAAGUCAGUGUAAUCCUUUACUAGAUGUCAAGAGCAUGCUUAGGAAGGCAAUAUCUGAAAAAAAGUUAGUUUUAUUAAUACCCUGGCUUACAAAAUAUUUAUCAAUGCUUGAUCAAGUCAGUUUGAGAUUACCUUAUUAUGCUGCCUUACACCAAAUGCUUUUUGAACUUUACCUUAAGUCACAUUUUGAUAGAGGAAAUAGUUACAGCAUUGCUAUUAUGAAAUUUUGUUUGGGAUGGUUAUUUGAACUGCCCCAUUUUCCUGACUCUGAUUAUUUUUCAUUUUGCUCAAAACAAGUGUUUACCAAAACUGAAUUUGAUUCAGAAAUUCUAAUGAGGAGUAACGGUCAUGAACCUAAGGAAGAUACGAAUUUGGAUAGUUUAAAACUUGUCAAUGAAAGCGUUCUGUAUGUUUGUUGUCCAUAUUUAGAAGAGAUUAGAAAAUUGUUGUCUAGUUCUGGAGGAAAAGUUUCUGUAAAAUAUAUUACUCCUGUGACGGCUGUAGAAUCAAACUCUGAAUUAUUAAAAAAGAAAUUAGAGAAUCAAUUAGAAGAAGCUUUUUUUAAUGGCCAACCAUCGUCUUUACGAAAAACUGUCGAAUUUGUUAGCGAGAGAGUAGCUUCAGCUGCUGUAAAACAUAUUUGUAACGACAUGGUUCCAAAAGCUAAAUCUAAAGUCUUGAGCGAUUUUGGAGAGCAUAUAUCAAAAGAAAAUAUUAAGGAGGAGAACGCUGACAUGCUUGAAUAUAAAAAUGUUUUAAAGAAAAAGGCUUCAUCAUUUGUUGAGGGCUUCGUGAGGGAUUUUUUGCGGGAUUGUAAUGAAGCAAUGUAUGAAAUAGCAGAGAAAAAGAUUCAUGGAUGUAUAGACAACCUUCUUCCACUAGAUGCGUUAGAAGAAAUUAAAAAUGUUUGUGUUGGAUUUACUUACAAAAUGUAUGUUGAAAGGGUGAAGCAAUGGCUGGCGACACAUGUUUCUUCUAGCAUCUUUUUGAAAGAGUUAGAAAACGAUAUUCAAAAGGGGACCACUGGAAGGAGAAUAGAAAAAGAUAAGGCAAACUUUACUUUGCCCCCUGGUGGUAGAAGUUGUCCUCACAAUGAGAGUACCCUAAGUGGCUGUCAUAUUCUUAAUUUACUAAGGGAAGCAUGUUGUGAAGUUAUUGAAUAUGAAACUAUUACAGUGGAUGUGGUUUUGAAUUUGUUAGAUCAAAUAUACAUAAGUUUAACAAGGAGAAAUGACAUAAAUGAUAUGAUGAUAGAAAUUAUACACUAUACAUUAUUUGAUCUUUGUUUAUUGUUGGUGUCGCAUUGUUCUGCUAUGUUUAAGCACAGUGGCGUCAUGGAAAAUAUGUUAAAGGUUUGGAAAUGCGAGUUUGGAAGAUCAAGUACUAUUUUUAAGAAUCUUUUUUGUGUGAAAAACAUAACUAUUCUUCAGAGCUCCAAAGUACAAUGCAACGCGUGGGAUACUUAUGCAAAAGUAGUUUCAUAUCUUGUUGACAAGGAAUUAAUCAUAGAAAAUGAUUUAGAAUUCCAAUGCACUAGUUUUUAUCAAAGAGAUUGGGAUGAGGACACACUUGAAAAGUUUUCAAGAUUUAUUAAACAAUAUUUAAGUUGUAGAAAAUGCAACGAAACAGACGAUAAAUUUGCGAUGCUCUUAAGUUUUUUAUCUGAUUUUUGUGUUGAUUUCUUCGACAGACUGUAGACCUGAAAAUAUAUGGUUUUAAUAUCAUCU